Messenger RNA from Amborella trichopoda, 2390 nucleotides. RefSeq names its product RNI-like superfamily protein (gene FBL17). Lineage: Eukaryota; Viridiplantae; Streptophyta; Magnoliopsida; Amborellales; Amborellaceae. The record is from RefSeq and is a predicted model, not a curated record. Gene Ontology annotation, cellular component: cytoplasm.
CUGUCCGCUCCUUAUCUCUCUACUGUCCGCUCCUUCACUUCAUCUCUCUCUCGUCCAGGUUCAGAGGCUUCCCCAUUCUCUCUCCCCUCUCUAUAAUAUCCUAUCACUUUCUCUUUCUAAAACCAGACGCUCACCUAUAGCCAUCCUCUCUCUCUCUGUCAUCUCCCGAUCGCUCUAUUUCCACGCUCUAAGAGAGACCCAUUUCCUCUCUUUCUCUGUAAACCAUGCAACACCCUCAACCCCACCCUGCCAUCCCCUCCCCUGCGGCCACCACCGCUGCUGCCACCAUAAAACAAGGUAAAAAGAGAGGAAACUACAACUGUGGUCGAUGUGGGCAACCCAAACGCGGCCACAAUUGCUCCUCACCCUUCCCCCCUCCUCCUCCACCUCCCCUUCCUUCUCUCUCCAAGGACACCAUUACUCCCCCUCUCUUACUAAAACAAGAGCCCCCCUAUCUCUCUAAACACCCGCCUCCGUGCCCGAAACCACAAAGGAGGAGGCGAGCCCUAGACUUCGACAGUGAAGGCCAAAGGGUAAUGCCCGGUGGUGGGGACGAGAGAGAGUGUGAAGAGAGAGAAAGUGAGUUCAUGGAGGUUUGUUUGGUGGAGGUCAUGAGGAGACUGCCUCCAGGUGCCCUGCUGGUUGCGGCACAGGUUUGCGUCGGGUGGAGGGAGUGUGCGAAGAGGGUGUGGGCGGCGACUGAGGAGGUGAGGCUGUCCCUCGGCCACAGGCCUGGGGGCCUUCUCAGAUCCGCCUUGCAGAAGUGCCCCCGUCUCCUACGCCUCUCUCUCCGCAUCGUGAGUGAUAUUGAUGCCACUGUGUUGGCUUAUGUCGCAUUUGCCUGCCCCAAUCUUGAAUCCUUGGAUAUCCAGACUGAUGAUACUGCUGUAAAUCAAAUCACGGGGGACGAGUUGGGUCGUUUUGUGGCAGAGAGCCGGUGCCUUACCACCCUAAAAAUCGAAGGGAGCACUAACCUUGGGUUUCUCAGUCUUGCAUCCUCUAGCCUAGCAACUCUCUGGCUAUCAGAUCUUUAUUCAUUAUCAAAAACAGCUUUGUGCUGCCCUAAUUUGAAGGAACUCUCCCUGGAUUUUGCCCGAGAUGGGCAAGACAAUACGGAUCUGUGUAACAUGAUGGAGGGUAUUGGAAGGAGCUGCCCAAGGUUGAGAAACAUUCACAUUGCUUCAGUUAGACUGUCUAAUUCCUUCGUGCUUGCUCUUUCUGGUGCAAAUUUGAGAUAUCUGCGCAUGCUUGCCUUAGUUCUUGGUUUGGAAGUCACAGAUGCAUCUGUGGCUGCUAUCACCUCAAGCUAUUCCAGUUUGGAACUGUUAGAUCUUAGUGGAUCAAGCAUCAGCGAUAGUGGCAUUGGAAUGAUAUGCAAUGCUUUCCCUAGAACUCUGACCAAACUCUUGCUUGCUCUUUGUCCAAAUAUUACUUCAAGUGGUAUCCAAUUUGCUUCUGCUCAGUUACCUCUUCUACAGCUUAUUGACUGUGGAAUGGCAGUGCGAGAUCCCUAUUCUGAGAACAAGUCCCAGGGUGACCGUGAAAGAGCCGACCGGCAGAAGGAACCCAACUCCAGAUUGCAACCCAUAUGCCAGAAGCUCAUAAUAAAGCACAUGAGGCUAAAGAAGCUUAGUCUUUGGGGCUGUUCAGGCUUAGAUGCAUUGUAUUUGAACUGCCCAGAGCUAAGCGACCUUAAUGUUAACUUGUGCACCAAUUUGCAUCCAGAGAGGCUAUUGCUCCAAUGCCCUAGUUUGGAAAAUGUACACGCUUCUGGGUGUCAUGGCAUGCUAAUUGAAGCUGUCAAAAGCCAGGUUUCCAAUGAGUUGGGCAUUGUUGAGGAUUAUCUUCCAGCCAAGCGCUCAGCUGAUGGAUCUAAGAGGGUUCAAGUCCCUCAGUUUGGUGUCCAUCAGCAGCCAUCUGAUCAUGACAAAAGGAAGGCUGUGCGGCAUCCCCAAUGCAUGGUGCACUCAGACUGAUAUCUCUCUCUCUCACUUGUUGAAGAGUCAGCUAUUUGCAGUUCAAGUGGUUUACUGGACAGCAAAUGCAUUAGUUUCGCUUUUAGCCAUUGUAGCUUGGACUGUUCUCUCUCUCUCUCUCUCUGCCCCAAGUCUUGGAUAUUCAAGCGCCUAACUCAAACAAUUCCACAAGUCAAAAGUUUCUCAUUGUGCAUUUUUUCUUGCACCUCAUACCAUCAUUCUUGUUCCUUACACCCAAACUAUUAUGUGGAAUAUAAAUGUACUGAUGGGGAAUAUUGCCUGCCAUUCUAGUAGUUGUCAAUGUGCAGUGUCGCUUAUGUUGAUGUACCUAGCAAAACCACUCUAGAACCACUUUUACCAGUGGAAGGACUAUUGUCCAUCAUCCUCAAUAAAGAAUUCCAUUGGAUUUGCAGA